AUGAGUGGCGCUGAUACCUCCUACCUGGGCAAUUCUCUUGACCAACCCGCCCGCAAACCUCGCUCAGUCCGGAAACCAAAGGCUAAGCGCUUCAGUAUUGGCAAGGGGGUCGUAAAGGAGGAGACUUCAGGCAGCGAGCUCAAGCUUGAGCGUUCUUUCGCCCCCGCCUUUGUGCGCAAGACCUCCUUCAAACCCGUUGAUCUCGCCAACUUUUCUCCCGACCACAGCUUUGCCCGCAGUAUUGAGACUGCGCCCGUCAAACACAAUCCUCUUUUUGACGGCGCUGUUUCCCCUCCGCUAACUGCACACGGCGACGAAGCGAGUCGGGCAGAUUUGGACACCAACGACGUCUUUGCUGCUGCCCCCGCCGAAGACAAUCCAGUGCACCUGAUUGACAUGGGUGACAUUGUGGUGCCUGAUGACCCCAUCUCUAAGCAAGGUGUUUUGGAGCUGAGAGAAAAGGCCAACUUUGGUCGCAAGAAAUGGGCCUUGCGCACUUGCACCCUCCAAGGGUGUAUUCUUGUCCUCUCCGUUCCCGAGCAAAAGGCUCAUCCGACCACACGUGUUUCAAUCGUUCUCACACAACAGACAGACGAUGUCGAGGAGCGUAUUGACUUGUCCACGGGCUGCAUUGCCGAAGCUCAAAGCAAUGGCACCGAAUUGCUUCUCUCGACGCCGUCGCGGCAGUAUACGUUUCGCGGCAAUGAAGCUGACGUGAAGGAUUGGGUGCUCCAACUGCGAGAAGGCAUGAAGAUGAAGCAGCGCAAGGUUAAGAUGCGUGUGUUGCAAGAAGUCGUCAUUCGAAAGCAACCCGAUCAGGCCUUGGGCGUUUCCAUCGCCGGUGGCAUCGACUCGCCCGAUCCCCUGAAGCGAGAAAUUUUCAUUAUCAACGUCGCUCCCGACGGCACCGCCGCUGCCCAAAAUGUCCUGAGCAAGGGGGAUGUGCUGGUUGAAUUUGGAGGCCACUCGCUUCGGAACGUGUCCCAUGCCAAGGCCGCUGAGCUGAUCCGACAGGCCUCGGGUGACAUUAACGUCAAGGUCUUGCGCCGCGUCAAGUCAAAAAAGUCACAGUUGCUUGCGCCUACCACCAUCGAAACAGCUGGGCCUGUGUCAUCCGCCCCCGUCCCAGCAAGUGAAGCUCCAGCACAACCUGUUGGCCCUUCCGAACCCGCUGCAGAAUCAACCAAUGCCGAGCCUGAUGCCAAUAUUGCCGUCGAGCCCGCGGCCCCGGCGCCCGAACCCGUUUCCGAGCCCGAGGCCCCGGCGCCCGGACCUGUACCCGAGCCUGUGGCCCCGGCGCCCGAAUCUGCCUCGGAAACUACCGAAGCAGAUGCAGAGCAGCAACGUCGAGAGCGACUCAAGCGCAUGUCAGAGAAACGCAAGCAAGCACGCCGCUCUCAGCAAGCUGAUAUCGAGGCUGCGCUGCGUUUGAUCGAUGAAUUGCCCGAAGAGUAA
This is a messenger RNA of Monosiga brevicollis MX1, 1455 nucleotides long. RefSeq lists its product as uncharacterized. The coding region runs from base 1 to 1455 and encodes 484 amino acids. NCBI's taxonomy places the organism in Eukaryota, Choanoflagellata, Craspedida, Salpingoecidae. The transcript is spliced from 6 exons. Gene Ontology annotation, molecular function: protein binding. The record is from RefSeq and is a predicted model, not a curated record.